Monopterus albus (swamp eel) is the source of this 1707-nucleotide messenger RNA. RefSeq names its product zinc finger and SCAN domain-containing protein 2-like. Gene Ontology annotation, cellular component: nucleus. The record is from RefSeq and is a predicted model, not a curated record. Gene Ontology annotation, biological process: regulation of gene expression. The coding region runs from base 1 to 1329 and encodes 442 amino acids. NCBI's taxonomy places the organism in Eukaryota, Metazoa, Chordata, Actinopteri, Synbranchiformes, Synbranchidae. The transcript has 4 exons.
AUGUCCCCGGCCGCGGGCUUCCACGCGCAGCUGGCCUCCAUCAUGGAGGUGCUGGCCAACACGGCGGUGGCGGAGAUCUGUGAGCUCGUGGACAGCGGCUACUCCGGGGGGCCGCCGGGGGCCGGGAGCCGCAAAGAGAACGAGGUGCUGCGGAGGAAACUGCGGCUCAUGGAGCUGCGAACUGCCCGCGCUAACGCGUUGCGAGUCGCGGCCACUGCAAGCAGCACCGCGUCGCCGCACGCGAGCGGCCGAGCUCAUCACCAGGGCAACGAGCCGAGGAGGAUCCGAAGACCCCAAGAUCAUCCAGGUGAGGUGGUGCUGUCCAGUGUGUGUCCCCAAGCGCCGCCCUCCGACUCUGGACAGGAGCCCACACAGGUGACGGCUGCUGCGGGUGAGUCGGCCAACCUGGUGACCGAGGUGAUCAAAGUGGAGGAUGAUGACGAGUCACCUGACCAGGACAAUGGUUUUUGUUGCGUUGUUGAUGAAGAGAUGACAGAGACAGAAGCUCCGGCCCCACUGACCAAUCAGCAGGCACCAGACGAAGGUGGCGGUUCGUCUCGGUCCUGGAUGAGCAGUGAAGUCAGCUCCACCUCCAUGUCUGUCCAGAAAUCCCUGGCCACCAGCCAGAGGCCAGAAACCAGCAGUUACGACUGCCUGGUGUACGAGGUGCAGCUGCAGCAUGGCUCCCACUCUACCCAGAAUCCUCCGAGUGAGGAUCCCAGCUGCUCGUACGUGUUGAGCAACAGUGCAAGUGUUUCAGCGGAUUCAGGCAGCAGCAGCUUCCGUUUCGCUGUGGGUGACGUGCGUCUGUCUGUGGCAGAGUGCCAGCAGAGGGCGCCGGUACCUGCAGGACAGCCUCAGCUUCCUGGCAGGAAGGAGGCCACAGACAGACCGGGCACCGUCUCCAGAAGGGGCGGGUGGAGACAUCAGGAUGGGGUCAGCAGAGAGGACAGUGGGGGGAAGUCGUUUGUCUGUAACUGCUGCGGUAAAACUCUGGCCUGCCUGAAGAAUCUGAAGACGCAUAUGAGGGUCCACACAGGAGAGAAGCCGUUCAUCUGCGCACUAUGUGGCAAACGCUUCUCCGACUCCAGCAACCUGAAACGCCACCAGAGUGUCCACACUGGAGAGAAACGUUAUGGCUGCGUCCACUGCGGCAAACGCUUCGCCCAGUCAGGGUCCCUGAAGGUCCACAUGACUGUCCACACAGACUGCAAGCAGUUCAGGUGCUCGUACUGCGGCAAGACGUUCAUCUCAGGCAGCCACCUGCGAAGACACAUCACCGUACACGGUGGAGAGAAACGAUUCGUUGCCACCGAGUCACAGCAGUGACAGAGGUCAGGGGUCACAUGCUGCACAGUGAGCAGAGCCAGGAGGAGCGGACUACAGAACACAGCACCACAGCCGUGCGGGUCCUCCUGCCUGUCAAACCUGUUCUGCUAUUUGGGUCAGAGGUUAAAUCAUGAAGUCUAAUAGAAAAACCAACAGUGUUCACAGCUGUUCAAACUAUAACAUGGGAUAAAUGAAGGCGAUAGAGUCACUGGGGUUUUAAUCCUGAUGCUGCCCUCGGCUCUGACGGUGUCUGGGCAGCACACUGACAACACACCAACUGCACACCGUCCUUUAUGUGCACCGAGUUCUUGUGAAGCUGUUUGUGUUCAGAAACAUCUGGGGCCCGUUUCAAGGAGGAUGUUUUGUUGAAACUCUGAG